Messenger RNA from Hemisphaericaspora subhashii, 531 nucleotides. RefSeq lists its product as uncharacterized. The transcript has a single exon. Lineage: Eukaryota; Fungi; Ascomycota; Pichiomycetes; Serinales; Debaryomycetaceae. Bases 1 to 531 code for a protein of 176 amino acids. The record is from RefSeq and is a predicted model, not a curated record.
AUGAAACUCUCAAAUAUAACAUAUGCUUCAAUAAUUGCCGGUGCUGCUGCUGAAGAAUUCUUUCCAUUCAAGGCGUUCUUAAAAGGCGAUCGUCUAUCCAAAAGAUCAUGUCUUGAUUGCUAUAGUGCUCUGGAGAUCCAAGUAGAACACUGUCCAGAAGAUCUACUCUAUGACGUAGACAAAAAAAUUGAAUUGUUCGAAUGUCUCUGCGCUCUUCCAAUCGAAUAUUAUCAGAAGAUGGUGGAUUGCAUGUACGGCUGUGACGAAUUAAGUCUUUCCGAAACUACGACGUUUGAUGCCGACGGUUUGAAACUGUCCUAUUGUGUUAAUGCCAAGGAGAUCCAAACCUAUAAUGGCGAUCUUGAAGAUUUUCCAAAUUCUAUGCAAGGAGAAAACAACACCUCGGUGCUCGAUCCAAUGGCGAAUGUAAUUAGCAGUACUGCAACAGGUUCCACUACAUCUUCCACCAAUUCUGCUGCCACUUUGGGAGUUGCCUCGAUUCUUGCCUUGUUUGCGUUGUCGUUGUUAUAA